Messenger RNA from Ilex paraguariensis (yerba mate), 880 nucleotides. The record is from the annotation of a GenBank genome assembly. Lineage: Eukaryota; Viridiplantae; Streptophyta; Magnoliopsida; Aquifoliales; Aquifoliaceae.
UCGUAAAGGGAUAAAAGUGCAAAAAACACAAACAAAUGAAAAUAUAAAUAAAUAAAGAUGGGGCCCGCCCAACACGUCGCCAUCAAAUAAGCAUUGGACACAAGAGAAGAGCUUCACACAGUUGCCCAGUAGCUGUUUUUUUCCUCCUUCUCCCUCUCAGCAACUCUAAUAACCGGAGGAGGAUCUUCGAGGUUACUGAGCCCAUCUCUCUCUCUCACUCACACACACUCACGGAUCUGCUAUGUCGCUCUAUAUGUAGAUUUUAUGUAUUUAUUGAUCUAGGGUUUUGGGGUAAGGUAGGAUCUGGACGCUGAUGGCUUCGAAGCGUAUCUUGAAAGAGCUCAAGGAUCUUCAGAAAGAUCCUCCUACCUCGUGCAGCGCUGGACCAGUUGCUGAGGAUAUGUUUCACUGGCAAGCAACAAUUAUGGGUCCUCCUGACAGUCCCUACGCUGGUGGCGUGUUUCUUGUUACUAUUCAUUUCCCUCCAGAUUAUCCCUUUAAGCCACCUAAGAAUGAGGCAAUACAUGGGAAAUUAAAAAUGCUCCGGGAUGGAAAUGAGGAAAUGUCUACAAUACCUGGGGGUAGGGAGGAAAAAGGUUCUUGUGUAGUGGCAAAAAUAGCUGCGAGGCUAGAUAUGAGACCAUGUUUUAGUCUUUGUUGUGAUUCUUCUAAUAAGAAAGAGGAGUUGCAGAUGAGUGUGGUGACUAUCUGCUGCAGGUCGUUAGGAGUGUUGUGGUUGGUGCUGCAUGUGAAGGUGGUGGCUAUUAGUAGAGGCUUAUGGCUUUCUUUGGAUGGUGAUGACCUUUUAUUGAAGAAUUGGAGUUGUGGGUGCUGCUGUGAUACUGUGAGAAUGGCCAGUCAUUCUUAUGUUCACAAUUAA